CCAGAAGUGACGUGUGAGGCCCGGGAGCUGCGGACGAGGAGGCGGACGGAGUCGGAGUCGCAGACGCCGCGGGGUCUCCGGGACAGGACCCCCAAGUGGUGCAUCCCUUUUCUGUGAGAAGAUCACAGCUGAUGAGAUGGCUACCACACUAGAUUUGAAGUCAAAGGAGGAGAAAGACGCUGAGUUGGACAAGAGGAUCGAGGCUCUGCGUCGGAAGAAUGAGGCUCUCAUCCGGCGCUACCAGGAGAUCGAGGAAGACCGGAAAAAGGCUGAAUCGGAGGGUGUGGCAGUGACAGCUCCCCGGAAAAGCCGUUCCAUGGAGAAGGAGAAUGUGGCAGUGGAGGAGAAGAGCCUGGGUCCCUCUCGGAGGACUCCUGGGACUCCCAGACCCUCAGGAGCCAACAGAGGGGGCCGGACCCACCCCCAACAGGGAGGCCGGGCAGGAGUAAGCCGGGCAUCCCGAGGCUGGGAGAAUGGUGCUGGGGAGCAGCUUCGAGGAGGAACUGGAGGCAGGGGCCGGAGAGGCCGGGGCCGGGGAUCCCCUCAUCUCCUAGCGGUAGGAGACAGCUCAACCUCUGAUCGCAAGUCCAAGGAGUGGGAGGAGCGGCGCAGGCAGAACAUUGAGAAGAUGAACGAGGAGAUGGAGAAGAUUGCUGAGUACGAGCGCAACCAGCGGGAAGGAGUACUGGAGCCCAACCCAGUACGCAACUUCCUGGAUGAUCCCCGGCGUCGGGGUGGACCCCUGGAGGAGCCUGAGAGGGAUCGCCGGGAGGGCAGCCGUCGCCACGGCCGCAACUGGGGAGGUUCCGACUUCGACAGGGUACGCUCUGGCUUGGAGCAUGAGAGACAGGGCCGCAGGGCUGGCCUGGGCUGUGGGGGCGACAUGACAAUGUCCAUGACGGGCCGAGAGCGGUCAGAGUACCUGCGCUGGAAGCAGGAGAGGGAGAAGAUCGACCAAGAGCGCCUGCAGCGACACCGCAAGCCGACUGGGCAGUGGCGGCGGGAAUGGGAUGCGGAGAAGACCGAUGGCAUGUUCAAGGAUGAGCCAGCUCCUACCCACGAACUGUCCCACCGCUAUGAUGACCAAACUUGGGCAAGGCCCCCUAAGCCCCCCACUUUUGGAGAGUUCCUUUCUCAGCACAAAGCAGAAGUCAAGAGCCGCAGGAGGAGAAAGAACAGCCGACCCCAGGCCAAGGUGGCCCCUCGUGCCUACAGUGACCAUGAUAAUCGCUGGGAGACAAAAGAGGAAGCUGUGUCCUCAGCCCCUGAGUCCUCUCAAUCCUUGUCCCUGGAGGAGACACCCACACAGCCUCCGGAGACCCCAGCCCCAGCCCACCGGCCUCCUGAGGAGGAUGGUGAGGAAGAUGAGGGGGAAGAGGAGGGAGAAGAGGAGAGGGAAGACGAUGAUGAGGAUGAAGAAUGGGAGGACGUGAGUGAAGAUAUCACGGAGGAGGAGGAUGAGGAGGAAGAAGAAGAGUUUGAGGAGGAGGAGGAGUGUCCUAAGGAGCAGGAGGCCCCAGCUGUUCCAGAUCACCAGCCUGGAGAGGCUGAGCCAGCUCGGAAGCCCACCUGUGAGCAGGCGGACCCUGCAUCUGCCAGGCCCCAGGAGUCAUUGUCCCCAGUCCCUGUUGAACCUCCCAGCCCCUUCUCGCCCACUGGGGACCACCAGCCCGUGUCUGACUGGGGAGGUGACCAGCCAGCCAUUGGCUCCUUGGAGAGUGGGCCAACCUUGACAAGAGCCCCGAAGUCUGAAGAAGAGGGGCCUGAGGCAUCUCCAGGUGGGGUGCAUGAAGCUGGUGGAGAGGUAGGCCCCGAGGGCCAGGAGACAGCGGAGAUCACAGACUUCCAGAGGGUGCGUUUCUGCAAGGUGGUGGCGGCCGCUCCGCCGCCGGGGGCUGCCCGCUGACGGCGCCAGCAAACGGGUCUUGGCGCUCUGCACUAACCUCCAGCCACCUCGCUCCUUUGCUUCUGCUACACUCCGGCCAGGACAGGGUUAAACGUAGGGGGUGGGAGGAGCCAGGUCAACGACGACGGUCGGGACCCGGGGAGUCUUCUAAAUUCUCUGAGGACCAGUCUAGGCAACCCGAAAGCCUAUGAUACCUGGCUGGUGGAGGCCACCGAGUCAGCCCUGGUGAGGCUGGCUGUGCAGGACUCUGCCGCUGGGGCCUGGGGCUCUCUGGAUGACUUGAAUUAAAGGCGUGCUCUCGCCAACCUUUGAACUGUGCUGCUGGCGGGACAGGCUGGGCUGCUGUGCUUGGCGGGCUUUGCUGUGGCGGAAGAGGCGGGACGAGGGUGUUCGCCGC
Microtus ochrogaster (prairie vole) is the source of this 2303-nucleotide messenger RNA. It is a transcript of the gene Ccdc9, whose product is annotated as coiled-coil domain containing 9. Bases 137 to 1906 code for a protein of 589 amino acids. The transcript is spliced from 14 exons. The record is from RefSeq and is a predicted model, not a curated record. Lineage: Eukaryota; Metazoa; Chordata; Mammalia; Rodentia; Cricetidae.